AUGUCUCGCUUCCUAGCCGGCACGCUUUCCGCCAUUUCCGGCAUCGUCAUUCUGGGAUCACUCGUCAUCGCCGGCGUUUUGUUCAACGACAUCAACACGCUCUACUUCGAUGUGAUGGAUGAUAUGCACGAGUUCAAGGUGAGCCUUGGUUAAAGUCCUGAAGUUUAAUUAAAACUUUUGAAAUACACUAGGAAUUACUAGGAAUUCAUUAAAAUUUUUAUUUCGUCAAUUUCAGUUGCUCGCCGACGACGCGUGGAACAAAAUGAUCGUUGCGAACCAGGGCGCUUCGUCCGGAGCCGCCAACGGUCUCAACCUCGAUUCGUUGUUCCGCAGAGGAAAGCGUCAAUCCGCGUGCAACUGCGGCCCCCAGCCGGACAACUGCCCCGCCGGUCCACCAGGACCAGCCGGAGAGCCGGGAGCACCGGGAGACGAUGGCGCGCCAGGACAGGCCGGAUCGAACGGACACGACGGAGUGCCGUCGCCGAUCGACGCGUACGCGCAGCACGAGUGCAUCAAGUGCCCCGCCGGAGCACCUGGACCACAGGGACCCGAUGGAUCGGCCGGAGCGCCAGGACCUAACGGACAGCCGGGAGCCGACGGAUCCGCUGGACAGCCAGGAGCUCCGGGAGCGCCUGGAGCCCAGGGAGACGCCGGAGCACCAGGAACGGAUGGAGAGGCCGGAGCGCCGGGACCGGCUGGUAAGAACGGACAGCGCGGAGCCGGAGCCCCAGGACCACAGGGACCAGAGGGACCAGCCGGAGCACCAGGAAAGGAUGGCGCCAAGGGAGAGGACGGUGCUCCGGGAGCUCCGGGAUCCGAGGGAAUCGCCGGCGCGCCCGGAAAGGACGGAGAGUCCGGACCGCCGGGAGCCGCUGGCGAGAACGGAGCCGAAGGCGCUCCGGGAGCCGACGCCGCCUACUGUCCGUGCCCACCGCGAACUGUCGGCUACGGAGAGGUCGAGCAGCCGCAGGCCGCGCAGAGCGGAUACAGAAGACGUGCCGCCAGAAGACUGUAA
Caenorhabditis sp. 36 PRJEB53466 is the source of this 1015-nucleotide messenger RNA. NCBI's taxonomy places the organism in Eukaryota, Metazoa, Nematoda, Chromadorea, Rhabditida, Rhabditidae. The record is from the annotation of a GenBank genome assembly.